Molecule: messenger RNA, 1875 nt
Organism: Rhea pennata
Lineage: Eukaryota; Metazoa; Chordata; Aves; Rheiformes; Rheidae
Gene: ABCG5
Product: ATP binding cassette subfamily G member 5
Exons: 13
Coding region: 160-1875 (571 amino acids)
Biological process (GO): transmembrane transport; cholesterol efflux; cholesterol homeostasis
Cellular component (GO): apical plasma membrane; plasma membrane; ATP-binding cassette (ABC) transporter complex
Molecular function (GO): ABC-type transporter activity; ATP hydrolysis activity; ATP binding
Source: RefSeq, a predicted model, not a curated record
GCGGAGGCCCAGGCGCGGCCCCGAAACAGCGUCGGCGUCCGGGGCCUCUGCUACAGCGUCAGGGACCGCGUCGGACCGUGGUGGAACGUUUUAUACCGCAAAAAAUGGACUCGGCAGAUACUUAAGGAUGUUUCAUUUUACAUAGAGAGCGGCCAGAUUAUGGGUAUUUUAGGAAACUCUGGCUCUGGGAAAACAACACUUCUGGAUGCAGUAUCAGGAAGACUGGAACAUAAAGACAACUUCUUUGGUGAAGUGUAUGUGAAUGGGCGUCAGCUGAAGAAGGAACAGUUUAAGGAUUGUUUCUCUUAUGUGCCACAGAAUGACACUUUGCUAAGCUUCCUCACCAUAGAAGAAUCUCUGACCUACACUGCUUUGCUGGCUCGUCAGAAAUGCUCCAGCACCUUCAUCAAAAAGAAGGUAGAUGCAGUUAUGGCUGAGUUGAGCCUCAGCCACAUUGCUGGCAAAAUAAUUGGAAGCCGUGUUUUUGUAGGAAUUUCAGGGGGUGAGAGGCGUCGUGUUUCAAUUGCAGCCCAACUAUUACAAGAUCCCAAGGUCAUGCUACUUGAUGAACCAACUACGGGGCUGGACUGCUUGACUGCAAACCAGAUCGUUUCGCUGCUCUCAGAACUUGCACACAGAGACCGGAUUGUGAUUAUUACAAUUCACCAGCCUCGCUCAGAACUCUUCAAGUUAUUUGAUAAAAUAGCCAUCAUGAGCUUUGGAGAAAUGGUUUUCUGUGGGAACCCUAUGGAAAUGAUUACAUUUUUUAGUGACUGUGGCUAUUCGUGUCCUGAGCAAUCAAAUCCUUUUGACAUCUAUGUGGAUCUGACAUCUGUGGACACUCGAAGCAAGGAACGUGAACUUGAAACCUACAGUAGGGUUCAGAUAAUUGUGACGGCCUACAAAAACUCCGAAAUUUUUAGCAAAGUACUGGCAGCCAUUGAAAGGACAAAGCGUAUGAAAGAGCUGCCACCAAUACCAUUCAAAAGCAAAGACUCACCCAGUGCGUUUUCCAAAUUAUGGAUUCUUUUACGGAGGAUAACAAGAAACCUCUCCAAAGAUAAGAUGGGCAUCAUCAUGCGUCUCUUCCAGAAUCUGUUAUAUGGCUUGUUUGUAGCAUUUUUCCUUCUUAGACUAAGGAAUGAUCUUCUAAAAGGAGCGGUGCAGGACCGUGUGGGGCUUAUCUACCAGUGCGUGAGUGCCCCCCCCUACACGGGAAUGCUCAAUGCUGUUGCACUUUUUCUACCCUUACGUGCCAUCAGUGACCAAGAAAGUAAAGACGGCUUGUAUCAGAAGUGGCAAAUGCUUGUAGCUUAUAUACUACAUUUUCUACCCUUCAGUAUCAUCAGCGUUGCAAUUUUCAGCAUCUUUAUAUACUGGACGGUAGGGUUGCAUCCUGAUGCUUCCAGAUUUGGAUGUUUCUUUGCUGUUGUCUUAGCAUCUCAUAUAGUUGGUGAGCUACUAACACUUGCUUUACUCGGUGUGGUUCAGAACCCAAAUAUAGUCCAAAGCGGUGUGGUGCUGCUUAAUUCAGCAGGUGUGAUAGUGGGAACCGGACUUCUAAGGACCAUAGAAGAAAUGCCAACACCUUUUAAAAUGCUAAGUUAUCUUACUUUCCAAAAAUACAGCAGUGAGGUUCUUAUAGUAAAUGAAUUUUACGGCUUAAACUUCACAUGUGGUGGACACAACAUUUCCACUGCAGUUAGUUCAGCAUGUGUUUUCUCUCGUGGUGUUCAGUUCAUUGAAAAAAACUUUCCUGGUGCAACGUCCCGCUUCACAAUGGAUUUCUUAAUGCUCUAUGCUUUUCUACCAGGACUCAUCAUUAUAGCAAUUGUGAGCUUUAAGAUAAGAGAUAUAAUUAUUAGCCGGCAAUAA